UCAUCUCAUAUUCUCUGCAACUCCCAAAACAACCAUGGCAGCAGCUUAUGCAACUCUUGUUUCUGCUUUGAAUAUCAUAAACAACCUUCACCAUCAUCCCCACCCUCCUGUUUGUCUCGUCAUCAAACAAGUUGAGUCUCUCACUCAAAAGAUUAAUUUCCUGCUUGAAUUUCUCGAGGGGUAUAACCCCCAUCGUGGCUACUCCAAAGAAGCGGAUCCAUUGGAGUCUCGCAUUGCAGAUGCAGCUUAUGCGGCCGAACACGCCAUUGAAUCUCAUAUUUUCGAUCAGCUCACAAAUAAUGGAGAAAAUAUGAGUUAUGAUGGCUUGUAUGAAGCUCUCGAGAAGGUGAUAAAAGAAAUGGUUUUUAUCGAAGAGGAGGCCAAGCAAAUUCAAGGGAGAGUUGGAGUCCAACAUCAGCUGCCUCCUGAUUCCUCCAGAUCAGCUUCUUCGAUCCCGCAGCAGAGUAGCAUGGUGGGUGCUGAUGAUCUCAAGCUUCAAUUGAUGGAUAAGCUCACUUCUGAUCUCCUUCAUCUACAGAUCAUUCCCAUUGUAGGGAUGGGCGGCUCCGGUAAGACCACUCUUGCUAGAACUGUUUAUGAAGAACGUCUUAUUAAGGAGCGUUUUGAUAUUUGUGCGUGGGCUACCAUCUCUCAAGAAUAUAUCAUUAGAGAAAUUUUUGCAGUAGUUUUUCGUCAGUUUAAUAUAGAAGUCGAUGACGAUUUGUAUGAGGAUGAAUUAGGAGAAAAGUUGUAUAAACAUCUCUAUGGUAGAAGAUACCUAAUUAUAAUGGAUGAUAUGUGGAGCAUUGAUGCAUGGGAUAGAGUUAGAAAUUAUUUUCCGGAUACCCAAAAUGGUAGCAGAAUAGUAGUAACAACUAGGCUAUCAGAUUUGGCUUCUACAUUACCUAACUCUGAUUGCCUUGGGAUGGAACUUUUGGAUGAGGCUGAAAGUUGGGAGCUUCUCUCCAAAACUGUGUUCGGCGAAGAAGGUUGGCCUCUUGAAUUGGAGGAAAUCGGAAUAAAGAUUGGAAAAGGCUGCAAAGGACUUCCAUUGUCAAUUGUUGUGGUGGGAGGCCUUUUGGCCAAGUCCAAACAUGAAAGAGAGUGCUGGGAAAACAUGAAUGCAAGUGUCCUUAAUUUAGAUGAUGAUGAGAGUUGCUUGAAAAUACUAUACAUGAGUUACAAGCAAUUGCCAAUACAUUUGAAACCAUGUUUUCUCUAUAUGGGAGUUUUUCCCGAAAAUGAGAAUAUUUUUAUCCCGAAGCUCAUUAAGUUUUGGAUUGCGGAAGGAUUUGUGAAAGCAGUAUGUGGGAAAAGCUUGGAAGAGAUAGCAAAAGAGUAUUUAAAAGAUCUUAUUGGUAGAAAUCUUGUUUUAAGGACUACCAGUGAGUGGUGGUGCCAAAUUCAUGACUUGUUGAGAGACUUGUGCUUGAGAGAAGCUGAAAAAGAAAGACUUUAUUACACCGCAUCAGAUAAUGUAGGCAUCAACGUCUUGCCGCCUAUGUCACAAGCUCGUUCUUUGACGUGGAAUAAUCAAUAUGAACUAUCACCUCUCAAUAUGAGCUUGUUGAGGAUACUGAAAACAACUGGAGAAGAAAGGGACAAAGAAGAUUUAUUUGGACACUGGGAUCAGUUAGUUAACUCACGGUUCCUUCAAAUAGAUUUUGACAAAAGAAGCGAGGAGAAUUUUCCUUGUUCAAUAUGGCGAUUUUGGAAUCUACAAACACUAAUUGUUGAGAACUACAGUAUCAACGAGGUUAUUACUGCGCCAAGUGGUAUUUGGUACAUGUGUGGCAUCAGGCAUGUUAAGUUCACGUAUGGGCUUCGUCUCCCAGAUCCUCCUAACGACCAAGAUGACAUUGUUUUGGAAAAUCUGCAAAGCCUGGGGAAAGUAUUCGAUUUCAAGUGUAGCGAACAAGUGGUCAAAAAAAUUCCCAAUAUAAAAGAAUUGGUUUUUUCUAAUUGUGAUGAUGAGAUGUAUUGUUUGAGCAAUCUCGAUUGUCUAACUAAACUUGAGUCCUUGGAUUGCUUUUUAUAUGGAAAGUGUGCAAUCAACUUUCCCCAUUCGCUCAAGAGAUUGAAUCUUUGUUGCACAAUGGAUUAUUGUUGGGAAGACAUAUUGGAUAAGGUAGGUGUGUUGCCCCAUCUUCACAACCUCACACUCCAAUAUGGGAGUUUCAAGGAAGGGAAGUGGGAAACAACUGAAGGCCAAUUUCUCACUCUCAAAUUCUUGACUCUUGAGAAAUGUCGUAAUCUAGAAAUCUGGGAAAUUGAAAGAUCCCACUUUCCAUGCCUUGAGCGCCUUCAUCUUGAUGGACUAUAUAACUUGCAGGAAAUACCUUUAGAUUUUGCAGAAAUACCCACACUUAGAGAAAUUGUUGUGAAGAAUUGCAGCGAUUUUGCAGUGGUUUCUGCUAAAAGAAUAUCAGAGGAACACGAGGACUAUUACGGGGAAGAGAUUGACCUCCGGUAUAAAUGAGAAUACUACUACUAAGGUAGUGCUUGGGGAAAUUAAUUGAUAAGUAUGCUUGGUUGGUGCUCUGUUUCUCUUUAUAUUUUGGCUUCUUCUUUCAUUUCAAUUCUUAUUCACUGCCCUUUUUUCUCCUAUUUCCACUUUCUCAUUCGCAGCAUAACUGAAAAACAAGUUGGACGCUGCAAUUGUUGUUUCACUCUUUCAUUCUGGUCGGCACAGAUCAGCUCAAACAAGACACACAGUUACUGGAUUCGCAUUAUCAUGUGCGGUAUAUUGGUCCGAUUCACUCACAUCCAUCGAGAGGGCAAUCGCCCACCAGAUUUUAUAGCUCGACAUACACAUGAUGUUUCAGUGAUUUCUUGUUCGAUGCUUUCACUGCUCCUUGCUACUCCCUCCGUCCCAUUAAUAAAGACAUAGGUCUUUUGAGCACGGAGAUUAAGGAAAGGUAGAUUAGUUGUUAAAGUAUUGUGGCCCACCACUAUUAGUGUAGUUGAUUAGUUUUAAUUUAGUGUAUUUAUUUAUUUCUAUUUAAUGUUUUAGUUGAAUUUUAAAUUUUUGUAAUUUCAUUAAUGUCUUUA
This is a messenger RNA of Salvia miltiorrhiza (redroot sage), 3051 nucleotides long. Its product is annotated as putative late blight resistance protein homolog R1B-16. The transcript is spliced from 2 exons. Bases 35 to 2479 code for a protein of 814 amino acids. NCBI's taxonomy places the organism in Eukaryota, Viridiplantae, Streptophyta, Magnoliopsida, Lamiales, Lamiaceae. Gene Ontology annotation, molecular function: ADP binding. The record is from RefSeq and is a predicted model, not a curated record. Gene Ontology annotation, biological process: defense response to other organism.